AUGACUCGAACGAUGCGACUUGACGUCGGACUGGUGACCUGCUUGGCCGCCUUGUCCAGCGUCGCGGAUGCUUUCUGGCGACUUCCCUGCCGAGGACGAAGUGGUCUGGCUCGAAUGGAUCCAUUGAUGGACCCCGGAAAGGCGUCAAACCACGUCCAUGCGAUUCAUGGCGCAAGCGCCUUUUCGAUGUCCGUCAGCGAAAACAGCCUCAAAGAAUCGAGCUGCACCUCUUGCGCAGUCACCCAGGACAAGUCGGCGUACUGGGCUCCCGCGCUGUACUUCCAGCACGAGAAUGGUGAUACUGAAAUUGUGGAGCAAGUGGGAGGCAUGCUUGCUUACUACCUUCUUUACGGAGAGAAAGUCGAGGCAUUCCCCGAAAACUUCCGUAUGGUAGCCGGUGAUCCAUUCCUGCGCAAUUUCCCCUGGCCGAUCCCCGACCCCCCGAAAUCCGAAUGGACCGGCAAGCAGGGAUCCCAGGAUGCCCUCCGCCAGAAGGCUCUUGGAUUUAACUGCCUGAACUACGCCAAGGAUGCGGAGCCGUCGCUCGGCCGCCACUACCUGCCCGACAAGUCCUACCUGGAUGAGCACUGCACGGAUGGUGUCCGUUUCGAAAUCAUGUUCCCGUCGUGCUGGAACGGAAAGGACAGCGACUCCGACGACCACAAGUCGCAUGUCGCCUACCCCUCGCUGGUUAUGGAUGGAACUUGCCCCGAGGGCUAUGAGACCCGCGUUGUGUCUCUCUUCUUCGAAACGAUCUGGAACACCUACGCCUUCAAGGACAAGCAAGGACGGUUCGUGCUGUCCAACGCCGACCCGACUGGCUACGGAUAUCACGCCGAUUUCAUCCACGGCUGGGACUCUGGUGUCCUCGAGUCGGCCGUGAAGCGAUGCACCAACCCCUCUGGCCAGAUUCAGGACUGCGAUGUCUUCGACAUUCAGAGUGAGAGCGACCAGCAGAAGUGUAAAUUCGAGGUGCCCGAAUUGUUGAAAGAUGAGGAUGUCGAGGAGUACAAGGGCAGUCUCCCCGACGGUCUGCUUGUGGCGGAUGGACCUUCUUAUGCGAAGCCCUUCUCCUACGUCUCCGGGCACGUUUCCGCUACCUCCAGUGCCAAAUCGACUGCCAAAUCUACCUCAGCUCCCACUUUGGCUCCCACCUCGGCUGCCCAAUCAUCCACCUGGACCGCCUCGCCCACCACGUCGUAUGUCAAUGGCGUCGUUACCGAAGCCGUGGUUUACGUCGAGAGAGAAGUCUUCGUUUAUGUCGACCCGCAGGGUAACGUUCUCGAAACAUCCACUGCUGCUCCGGAGACCCUUUCCACCGUCACCGAGACCAACACCCAACACGUCUCCACCGUCGUUACUACGCCUACUGCGCCUCCUUCGAAGCGCACUCACGCGCACAAGCGUCACCACCAUGGUCACCAUGGUCACUAA
Molecule: messenger RNA, 1434 nt
Organism: Aspergillus affinis
Lineage: Eukaryota; Fungi; Ascomycota; Eurotiomycetes; Eurotiales; Aspergillaceae
Product: DUF1996 domain-containing protein
Exons: 3
Coding region: 1-1434 (477 amino acids)
Source: RefSeq, a predicted model, not a curated record